This is a messenger RNA of Durusdinium trenchii, 1416 nucleotides long. Lineage: Eukaryota; Dinophyceae; Suessiales; Symbiodiniaceae. The record is from the annotation of a GenBank genome assembly.
AUGGAUGAUGGUGCAUCAUCUCAACAGAGCUCUACGGCCUCUGUGCACUAUGUUCAACCUUCCUCAUUGAAGAGCGCUUCAAAGACUUCCAAGACUAUGACAUCAGCGAGCUCUACUACCAAACCUUUGCCAAAUCGUGUGGCUCACAAGGUUAUGCACAUGGUGAACCUCAUGACGGCUUCGCUGAUGACGGUGGCUCUUCAGAUCAAUCUGGAAGGACGCAUGGGCAUGUGGGAAAUUGCAUGCUCUGAGAACAGCUGGCUCACCUCGGCAGCCAAUGACCAUGGCAUCAACAGCCGGCGCAUCAACUACGCCCAGGGCUAUGACAUCUACCGUGAUGAAACCUGGGAACGACUCAAACAAGAGCGUCGACAAGAUCGACCUCGUAAGCUCUGGUUCUCGCUUCCUUGCACUCGCUGGUGCCAGUGGACUCAGGUGAACUACAACACCCCCGAGAAGAAGGAAGUUCUGGAAUCUAUGAGGCGUCGUGAACGCCGCAUGCUUCGGAAGGCCAAGGACUUCAUCUUGGACUCCCUCGAUGAUGACCCCAACAUCAACAUCUACUUUGAAUGGACCUUCCCGUGCAGUGGAUGGAGCCAAAAGCCCAUGGUUGAACUUGAAGCUGAACUACACCAUCGUGGCAUUCCCUGGGAGCAAUGCCGCAUGGAUGGGUGCAACUAUGGCAUGAUGGACAAGAAUGAAACUGGCUACCUCCACAAACGGUGGGUGAUCAAGACCACCGAUGAGCUCUUUUGGAAGAAUUUCCGGGCAAAGGUUUGCCCCAAGAAUCACAAGCACGUCCUCAUCCAAGGACUUGAGACUUCCAGAUCUGCAUACUAUCCCAAGCGAAGCACUGGAAACGUCAACUUGCUCCUCUCCGACAUCUACGUUUCCAAGAUCGUCUAUGGCAUGAUCCUGGCACUCAAAAUGCACUACCUGCUGAAGAAUCACAUGAUGAUCCUGAACCAACAGGUUGUGAAUGACUACGGCACUGGCAGUGCACCCUCCACUGGACCUCCAGUCCCAACAGCUCCAGCAGAGGAACCUUCGUCAAUCGUGCCGCCUGAUGAGAAGCGGAGGAAGACGGACCAUGACGAUUCCGAUCUCUUCAACGUGAAUGAGAGUCCUCUUUUGGGACUCAGCAACCUUCGAAGUGCCCUACAAGCCAUGCAAUUGCGUGAGAGCAUGAUGCGAGUCGGCACCUCCUUGAGAUGGCUUGCCAGUGAUUACGACUUGGCCGACAGCAUGACAAAGAAACGACCUGAUUGCAGGACAGGUCUCACAAAGUACCUGUCCAAGCGCUUGUGGUGCAUAGCAUUCGACCCCUCCUUCACCGCUGCAAAGAAGAAUGCCAAGAGUGGCCGCACCGCUGUGAGAGCCAUAGAUGAAGCAGCAAGACCUGAUCUUUCCUUUUAG